GAUGCAUCAAAACAACGCCGAACGGCAAACAGAGCAGUCGUGUUUUUCGCUCACUCUCUCUGCUCCAAUUUGUAAACAACAACAAGCUGAAAACAGGAGUUGCCGAAGCCCCCGUUCCCUUUUGUUGGUAUUGGUGGGGUGCGCGAAGCUGGUGUACAUUUCGGGCGAGAGUGUGCAUGACGACGUCCAGCAAAAGAGUUUCGUGGUUUUGUUGUUGUUUUUACAAUCGUUGUUCAUCCCCAUCAAAGAAAGCCAGAUAGCUGUGCGACACAAACACUCUUCGCCGUAUGUGAACAUAGUAGGCUGGCUGUUUACUCCAUUCUGCUACGUGUAGUGUAUUAAUGCGCAGCAAAUUGCAAAGCCAGCUGUGGCUGAAAGCAAAACCCAGGCAAUAACGAAUCGUCACUUGGACAGUAAGGACGCGCGGGUCGUACUCCAGAAAGUGUUUCAAGUGAACAAAGUCAGUAUUCUGUUGCAUUUUGGAAAACUAAAUAGCUGAACAGUUGGUCAACUUUGUCCGUGGAACCAUAUUGAAAGCGAACGCCAUUUUAUUGCACCUUUCCAUAUACGUCGUUGUCGUCCAGCUGGAAAGAGAGCUAGUGUAAACAAAGAAGUCGAAAAAACAGUCAGUUGCAAUUUGGUCGUGCAAAAAGUUGACUCAAUCUAGUUGUUAAGUGUUGACCCUACCUCAGGUAGUGGGUUGCUUUAAGCGCAAAAGAAAAAAAAUAUUGUUAUCGUAGAAAAAAUCCAGGUACACGUACCUUCCGAAGCAGCUGAAAGGGAACCAGAUUAUCAUAUAAACAGUUCCGUUCGAUACAAAAGUGUGUGUGUGUUCAUUUCCAUUCUGAAUUGCGCGUCUGGCCACGUUGCACCUGUGUGGGUGUUUUGUUUAUAUUACCUAGAGUGUGUAUCCAUUCGAAACGAUCGUGUGGCACCGUGAAGAGAAAACGCAUACCGCCAAGCUCUUUGUUUACAAAUAUAGAGAAGCGGGAGAAUUGAUUUUUCCUUGUUUCGGUGGCACGUAGAUCUUGUUUUUCUUCCUACGGGAGAACCCAACCGCACAUCCAACCGCGCAUUCCAGACAAAGAAAGUGGUGCAAUGUUCAAGUCCAUCACGAGCACCAGCGGAACGAACAGCAAGAUGUCCGCAACGCCCAGAACCAGCGAGGACCUACUCGGAGCAAAAAAACAUCAUUUCCUUUCCCCAGAAUCAUGGAUCGAGCUGUCGUCCAACACCAACACAUGCCCCAAGAGCCCGGACCGGACCACGCCUUUGCCGUUCACCUCGGUCGAAGAGUACCUCCGGCUGCUGCGGGAAGCUCAACGAGAAUCGAAGGAAUCGAGCCGGGUGGCGUCGCUGACCAGCUCGCGGCGUGAGUCAACCCGCGGUAGCCCAAAGUCACCUCCGAACAGCCCCAAUACGGAACUGGCCACCACCGAGGAGCAGCUCAAAGGAGUCUACAUCAACUAUCUGAACAGGGAAGGAGAUGCCACUGCUCAAAAGGAUAAUGACUGGGUUUGGGAAUGGAGCAGUCGGCCGGAGCAACUGCAGGCAAAGGAAUGGAAGUUCGAAAACUCCAAACAAAGCAUUCGUCGCAACCAACAGGGCUACUCGCUGAGAAUGGCACGUGUGGGCAAAAAUUCUUUGUUCUCGCGAGAAGUGCUCUAUUCACUUGUGCUAACAAAUGUAUUAUCCUUGCUGCUUGGAGCUGGAAUCGGAGCUUGGCUACAUAAACGAGGACUGCUCUUCACGCGAAUCUCGAUCGAAUAAAAAUCGACGAGGAAGCGUGUGGAUAGAAUUAAUUGUUUCAACUUUUGCAGCGAAUAAGUUUUCUACAACCAUCAUCCAAAUUUUGCUGCGCUGGAGAAAUCGCAGUAAUAACAAUAAUUUUUAGUCCGAUGAACAAGUGUCAAAAACAUCAAACAAUCUUAAAGUGAGUUCCAGCACAAGAUAGCUCCAAAAUUACAUAAAUCCAUCACAUUUUUUGGCGUGUUGAGCGCACGCAUUCGUUCCAUUGCACUGAACUGGAAACUCAGGAAAAAAUAAUGAAUUGCUUCAAAUACAGCUGAUUCUACAGAAAGCAGAGAGAUUGAUAAGAUGAAUUGUAGAAAAUCCAAAACAGACUCGUGAAAAGGUUUAGAUUAGUUAGGCAAUGUACAGUUCAAAUAGAAAACAUCAGAAUAUGGAGAUCUUUUGAGGAUGCUUUCGAAACAAUUCCCAUACAUUGCAGGACAGAAAAGGACUUUAGCCGUUUCUUGUGAUUUUAUGAAUGUUAUUUUUGUUUGUUUAUUAUAUGAUUUUUUUUUAACAAAAGUAAAACAUAUUGUCUAUCAAAUAUGUAACGAAGUGAAAUGUACUGUCAAAGUUAGACUUGUGCGAGAAACCAUGUUUUAUAAAAAUCUUUUUAUAAGUGUAACACCUUAUUCCAUUUUAUAGUAAUGUACGUUAUGAUUAAUCUUAUAAAUGCUAUUAUAAAGUCAGGUGUGUUACAAUCAAACAUUCUUUUCACUACAAAAAUAUUAUAUUUUAUUUAUUUACUAAUCUGAAAAUAAUUUUGCAUGAGCUUUAAAAUCCCAUUCGAUAAAUUCACAAUUAUAACAUGAUAGUUUCUCUUAAACACUUUUGGCGCCAUCUAUGGGAAAAGCGAUUCGAUUCAAUCGCUUUGAAGCUUUUUCUUAACCAAACCCAAACCAAUCUGCAUUUUCCUCUUUCAAAUCGCACACUGCAGCGUCCAAGAAUGAGAGCUGGUAUUUGAUAGAAAUGUAAACGUAAAGUAAGUAAAACGAGUUCACUUUUCUUAAACAUUAAGCCGUUCUAGGAUCACACUAAAAUAUUCAUUGAAAUAUCACUAGAAUAGACAGUUUUACCUUAAGCGUCCCAUUGGCUUUUCUGUAUUCGGUGAACUAAAGUAGCAAGUAAUGUCAAAACUAUUCAAUUUGUAUCUGUAUAUUAUGCAAUCAAAAUUGGAAAAUUAUCAUAACUUAUUCAUUACUUUUUAUAAACAUUAAUUUAAAGUAUAAUAAAAAUGUGCGAAAA
Messenger RNA from Culex quinquefasciatus (southern house mosquito), 3036 nucleotides. RefSeq names its product BCL2/adenovirus E1B 19 kDa protein-interacting protein 3 (gene BNIP3). The record is from RefSeq and is a predicted model, not a curated record. Bases 1099 to 1770 code for a protein of 223 amino acids. Gene Ontology annotation, cellular component: nucleus; mitochondrial envelope; mitochondrial outer membrane. The transcript has 5 exons. Gene Ontology annotation, biological process: positive regulation of apoptotic process; mitochondrial outer membrane permeabilization. Lineage: Eukaryota; Metazoa; Arthropoda; Insecta; Diptera; Culicidae.